This is a messenger RNA of Sinocyclocheilus grahami, 2828 nucleotides long. Its product is annotated as neuroligin-1-like. The transcript has 4 exons. Gene Ontology annotation, molecular function: neurexin family protein binding. The coding region runs from base 1 to 1926 and encodes 641 amino acids. The record is from RefSeq and is a predicted model, not a curated record. Gene Ontology annotation, cellular component: membrane. NCBI's taxonomy places the organism in Eukaryota, Metazoa, Chordata, Actinopteri, Cypriniformes, Cyprinidae.
AUGGGGAGUCUUCGAGAUGGCACAGGUGGGACAGCCUCUCACAAACUGAGCAACAUCCUGGAUCAUUCCAGGCCACCAAUAUCACUGACGGAGGAGCGAGAGGGUUUUUUGAGUACAGGAGACCAGGCAGCCAAGGGAAACUAUGGACUUCUUGAUCAAAUCCAGGCCCUGCGCUGGAUGAGUGAAAACAUUGCAUUCUUUGGGGGUGACCCUUUACGCAUUACUGUUUUUGGGUCUGGGGCUGGGGCCUCGUGUGUCAACCUGCUGACUCUUUCCCAUUAUUCUGAAGGUAACCGUUGGAGCAAUUCAACCAAAGGUCUUUUCCAAAGGGCCAUAGCCCAAAGUGGCACAGCCUUGUCCAGCUGGGCUGUCAGCUUUCAGCCGGCCAAGUAUGCCCGCAUGCUGGCCAAAAAGGUGGGGUGCAACCUCAAAGAUACAGUGGAGAUGGUAGAGUGCCUACAGAAAAAACACUACAAAGAACUAGUGGAGCAGGACAUCCAGCCUGCUCGCUACCACAUCGCCUUUGGACCCGUCAUUGAUGGUGAUGUGAUCCCCGACGACCCUCAGAUCCUUAUGGAACAAGGGGAAUUCCUCAACUACGACAUCAUGCUGGGCGUCAACCAAGGCGAGGGGCUAAAGUUUGUGGAACUCAUUGUAGACAACGAGAAUGGAGUUCAAGCCAAUGAUUUUGACUAUGCCGUGUCAAGUUUUGUGGAUGAUUUAUAUGGUUACCCCGAGGGGAAGGACAUCCUGCGGGAGACCAUUAAGUUUAUGUACACUGACUGGGCUGACCGCCACAACCCGGAGACCAGAAGAAAGACCCUGCUGGCACUCUUCACAGAUCAUCAGUGGGUGGCACCAGCAGUGGCAACAGCAGACCUCCACUCCAGCUUUGGCUCGCCUACUUAUUUCUACGCCUUCUACCAUCACUGCCAGACAGAGCAGGUGCCACCCUGGGCUGAUGCGGCACAUGGCGAUGAGAUCCCAUAUGUGUUUGGGCUGCCCAUGAUUGGUCCAACUGAGCUUUUCCCCUGCAACUUCUCCAAAAAUGAUGUGAUGCUUAGUGCAGUGGUAAUGACCUACUGGACCAACUUUGCCAAGACCGGUGACCCCAACCAGCCAGUUCCACAGGACACCAAGUUCAUCCACACCAAGCCUAACCGUUUUGAGGAAGUGGCCUGGACGCGUUACAACCAAAAGGACCAGCUGUACUUGCACAUCGGCUUGAAGCCCCGUGUCAAGGAACAUUACCGUGCUAAUAAGGUCAACUUAUGGCUGGAGCUGGUGCCUCAUCUCCACAGCCUCAACGAGGUCACCCAGAUAAUUUCCACCACCACUAAGUUGCCUCCACCCGAGGUCACUCCCCGUACACCAAAGAAGAUCCCACUCAACACCAAGAGGCCCUACCCUACACCGUUUCCCACUGAAACACUGAAUCAGAACCAACCCUUCCUAGAGAAUCAGCGGGACUACUCCACCGAACUAAGCGUCACCAUCGCCGUUGGUGCCUCGUUGCUCUUCCUCAACAUAUUGGCAUUUGCUGCACUCUACUACAAGAAGGAUAAGCGAAGACACGAGGUCCACCGGCGUUGCAGCCCACAGAGGACCACAGCCAACGAGCUGCCCCAUACGCAAGAAGAGGAGAUCAUGUCUCUACAAAUGAAACACAGCGACUUGGAGCGCGAGUGCCGGGAGGCCAUGCACCCGCAUGAGGUGGUCCUGAGAACUGCCUGCCCACCCGAUUACACGCUCGCCAUGCGCCGUUCGCCGGACGACAUCCCUCUCAUGACCCCAAACACCAUCACCAUGAUACCCAACAGCAUGCCAGGCCUCACCUCCUUACACCCCUUUAACAGUUACCCCAGUGGACAGAAUAACACCCUGCCCCAUCCACACCCUCAUUCACACUCCACCACUAGAGUAUAGCCACACAAACACGUUCUCACACCCAAAACACCAACAUACACACACAUGUACACUCCCACCGUUGUGGAGUACGAGUGUGACAACAAACGGAGGAGAUGGCACUGGGUUGAGGAAUAUCUUUACUCCCAGUGCUCCGAGGAACAGUAAACAACAAUGCUGAUUUCUGUGCUUCGAGAGCAAAACCAUCGUUUUAUAUUAAAGGUGAAAAACUAAAAGACAAAAAAAACCUAUUUCUGAUGUAAUGAAAAACAAACAGAGAUGAUUUUUUACCCUUAUAUUGUGACAAAACCAGGGCCAUUUCCUGGGAACAACUAUCAGUCUGGGAUUCUUUGAGGAAUGGUUUGAUUCAGUUACCCAGAGAGGAAACAACGGAAGCACAGAAUAGAUGAUGUGUGGGAGGCCCUUUAUAAACAAAAGGAAACAUAUUGUUUUCCCGGGGCACUGGAUUGUAGAUUACUCUCUUCAGAGCAGACGGGAGAUGCUGUUUACCUAAUUUAGGCAUGUGUUCUCCUUCUGGUGGAGAAUGUGGAAUACUACAGGAAAAAAAAGAGAAUGAGAAAUCCUCAAGAAUAUGCACAAUAGAAACAUUCACUGAAUAUCUUUGAAUUCUUUUUGUCAAUUUAUUUUUGGGGGAACAAUUUUAUUGUAUAGGACAUAUUUACAUAUCUAGAUAUGUACACAAAACACCCAUGCUCUUUAAGCCCUGGCUGGGGGCAUUGAUACUGAGGAAUCUGCCUCAAGAGCGUAGCGGGGAAUUUAUUGGCUUCCUGGCAGAUACAGCUUCAUCACACAAGUGCUGUCUAUACUGAAACUGGUGGACUCAAAGGGAGGCUGGAUAUUUUUAGCACGACGCGCAUGACAAUUUAUCUGCUUGGUGGCUGUUCUGCUGAUUAAGUCAUUAU